Molecule: messenger RNA, 3147 nt
Organism: Gordionus sp. m RMFG-2023
Lineage: Eukaryota; Metazoa; Nematomorpha; Gordioida; Chordodea; Parachordodidae
Product: neuroglian-like
Exons: 14
Coding region: 169-2454 (761 amino acids)
Biological process (GO): cell-cell adhesion
Molecular function (GO): protein binding
Source: RefSeq, a predicted model, not a curated record
UAUUUUCCCAAUUAACCUCCUAAUUUUUAUAAAUUUUUAUAAUUUUAUAAUUACAAAUAAUUAAAUAAUUUAUAAAAAAAAAAUUUUUUGUUAGAUUAAUAUAGAUAUAAAAGCGACAAAAACUAAGAAGACAAUUAUCAUAAUUUUUCCCCUCCAUUUUUCGCAAUUAUGGAAGCAAUCGAAAGAAUCCGACAUCGCCCGUCGUUAAAUACCCGAAAUAUCGAUGGCAAAACACCUAAAACUCUAAAUGCCCCGAGGGGGGCACUUAACCCGGUUAUAACCCUAAAAAGUGAAAAAAACGACUGUAAAGAUGGCCCCCUCCGAUCGGCUGACCACCCCACAAAACGACGUUUUCCCGCCAAACCUUCGGUUCACCGUCAAAUCACCAAAUUUGUUUCCCCGCUUCAUCUAUUCAAUCGUAUUUCACCCUGCCUAAUAUUAACAGUCAUUCUAUUUAUUCGCACAUCAAAAUAUACAGUUUUAUGUCAACAGCCAAAACCGGAAGACGCCGUUCACGAACCGCUAAUAAUAUCGGAACCGCCCACCAACGUUAAACUGGAGGAGUGCAGCGGGCGGAGCGCUUCUAUCAGAUGGGACCCCCCGCUAAAAACGGACGUUCUGAGGUACGAUAUAUUGGGGCACUUGUUGGGUACACCCGAUGGAUCGUUGGAAAAGUUAGGAGAAGCUUUAGCCCCUUCGACUGAAUUCAGGACGGACCUAAAACCGGGUAGCAAUUAUACUUUCAAGGUGGCAACCAUCAACAGAGAAGAGUUCAUUAGCAACCCCAGUGAAGCCACCGAAGUUUGCAGUACUCCGGGCGAUACGCCGGAACAUAACCCUCUCAACGUAGUGGGCAAAGGUUCGGACCCUAGCAAUAUGGUCAUCACGUGGGACGCCGUUAAUAGGGAAGCAUGGAACGGGCCCGGCUUUCAUUACAAAGUGGAAUACAAACCGAAGGAUCAAUCAGAAUGGCAGAGCCAUGUUAUAGAAAAUCCGGAAGAGACAUCUUACACAGUUAAAGAUAUUCCCGCUUUCACGGCUUACGAUAUAAAAGUCACCGCUCUUAAUAGUCACGGCGUCGCCAAGGGACCCGCUAACGUUGUCACCGGAUUCUCUGGCGAAGAUAUUCCUACAGCUAAACCGGAAAAUGUGCAGUUGGUAGAAAUCAUCAACGGAAGUAGAGCUCGGAUAUCGUGGACUCCAGUAGCUGAUAACGAUGUUAAAGGACAAAAUGCUGGCUAUAAGAUAAGAAGUUACACUACGCUAUUCGAUGGAACCGACAACAUAACGGAAGUCAAGGUGCCUCCUCGCACCGACAACGCGAUCAUAGACAUCUUGCGGCCUAACACCGAAAAUAUAGUCAAGGUGGCAGUGUUCAAUAACAAGUUCGACGGACCAGAAAGCGAAGAGAUUGUCAUUAACACACCGGAAGCUGUGCCUGGGAAACCUAACAAAUUCAAAGGGUUAGCGUUAGGUCCAGAUGCCAUUCGAUUGACAUGGGCUAAACCCAAGAGUCCCAACGGAAAGAUCAUUGGAUACAGGGUCAUGUAUGCCCCGGAGGAUGAAGUCGGAAACGCCUUAGCACCGGAAGUAGAAGCUGGUCCUAUCAGGGAUCUCACGCAACAAGAAGUUUUUCUGAUAGGUUUAAACCCCGAUACGAAAUACAAAUCCACCAUCAGAGCAGCUACAUCGGCGGGGUACGGCGAACCGGCCAUCGUUGUUACCAAGACAACUAGACCCGGAGCCCCCGAUAAACCGCAAUUCGACGUGAACAUUGUAGAUGACGGAUUUAACAUAUCCCAGAAGGAAACUGGCAAUCCAGGCGCAUUCUUCUAUCUAAUCUACAGAAAAGAAGGCGGUAAAUGGUUUUCUACCCCAACGGCCGAACAUUGGAAGAUGAUCAAGAACGUUAGCGAAAAUACUAAUUACGAAAUCCAGAUGAUUUCUAUCAAUGGCAAUCACUCCUCGGUCAGCGAACCACAGAAGUUCAUGGUUCCACUUGACAGACCACCUAACACGCCAUUCAACGUUCACUUGGAUAGAUGCGAUACCAAAGAGACCAAGAUAGUUUGGGACGUCAAACCAGUCGAAAAAUCGCCUGUCACCAAUUUCAUUAUAGAGCAUCAAGAGGAGGGCAACGAUGAUUGGAAGGAAUUAGAAGGUAAACAUCCAGCCAGUGCCGAAGAGUUCGUUAUAACCGAUCUCCCGGAAGGUAGGCACAGGUUCAGAGUGAUUUCGGCCAAUAGAAAAGGUCGGAGUAAUCCUAGCGACCCCACGCCCAUUUGCGAGAUUACUAAACAAGCCCAAACGGGCCCCGGUGAAGGCGGGCACGUAAAGGACGUCUCCAAAACUGGUAUCAAGUCUGGCACCAAUUCUGUUAAUGUUCACUGCACAGCUGUUUUGUUGGCAUGUUCGAUUGCCUCACUGUCGGCAAUACGAAAUUAUGUUUUAUAGAAAGCCCGCUCUCAACGCCUUUUAUUUUCACUCCCUAUUUUCCAUUCUGUCCACCCCCCCUCCGCUCCCCCUUAUAAAAAAUAACGGUCGCAAAUGCAAUGACAUUCAUUUUAAAAAUAAAAUAUAUAGUUUUAGCUGUGGCAGUGAUUUUAGCGGUUUCAACGGUCUUUUUUUUUGUUCUUAUUUUAAUAUAUAAUUAGUUUUUUUUAAGUCAAUAAAGAGAAAGAAUACCACGCACUAUGCAAGUUGGAUAUCAUUAAUAUGACUUACAAAAAUUAUAUAUAUUUCAUUAUUUAUUUUUUAUAUAAGGCAAUGGGACAAUCUAAACAUUAAAAUUGAACUAAGAUUACAUUUUGGCUAUUUCUACUUGUAUUAAUUUAAUUUUAUUACUCUAAAUUAGUUUUAAAAAAUAACAAGAGUUUAUAGUAUAGUUUGGAAAUAAUAUUUUUUGCUUAAAACGUAAUAAUUUUGUGGACAUUUUUAUAUUUAUAUAUAUUUAUAAAUCUCUUGAGAUAUAGUCAAAUCUUAACGUUAACGGGGGCUAGCAAAUUAUUAUAUUUUUUAUUUAUCUUCGUGAAUUGUAAUAAGUUUUCAAAAAAUAAAAUGUAUAGUCAUUUUCCCCACCUAAAAUAACUUUCAUAUUCUUUUAACUAUUUUAUAUAUAAAGAAAUUUAUAACACAUAUUAUUCAGGA